CAGAAACUGAGUCGCAAGUUGGUCCACACCACCACCGGACCCAUCUUUGUGCUCACGUGGAUCCUGUUCAGCGCCUCCCCAGACGCCAGGUACCUAGCUGCAGUGGUACCCAUGCUCAACUUUUCCAGGCUGAUGGCGGUUGGGACAGGGUUGAUCAGCGAUCCAGGUCUGGUCAAGUCGGUCAGCAGAUCAGGUGACCGCGGAGAGCUGCUCAAGGGCCCUCUGUUUUACGUGGUGACGCUCGUGGCAGCUACGGUGUUGUGUUGGCGCGACAACCCCGCGGGCCUGAUCGCGGUGGCCAUGAUGUGCGGGGGCGACGGCCUGGCGGACAUUGUGGGCCGCCGGUGGGGCGGAGGCGCCAAACUGCCCAUCAACAAGGCUAAGAGCUGGGCCGGCAGCUUCGCCAUGCUGCUGGGGGGUUUCGGCAUGUCGUACGGGCUCAUUAGCCUCUUCUGCAACCUGGGUUUCUUCUCGUGCUAUCCCCCCGCCACGAUGCUCUCAUGUCUGGGCGCCGUCGCGCUGGGGGCCACGAUUGUCGAGGCCUUGCCCAUCAACCAGUAUGUCGACGAUAACGUAUCCGUGCCGGUGGUGGCG
Volvox carteri f. nagariensis is the source of this 594-nucleotide messenger RNA. RefSeq lists its product as uncharacterized. The transcript is spliced from 5 exons. Gene Ontology annotation, molecular function: kinase activity. The annotation marks the transcript as partial. NCBI's taxonomy places the organism in Eukaryota, Viridiplantae, Chlorophyta, Chlorophyceae, Chlamydomonadales, Volvocaceae. The record is from RefSeq and is a predicted model, not a curated record.